Messenger RNA from Pseudocercospora fijiensis CIRAD86, 2337 nucleotides. RefSeq lists its product as uncharacterized. Lineage: Eukaryota; Fungi; Ascomycota; Dothideomycetes; Mycosphaerellales; Mycosphaerellaceae. The annotation marks the transcript as partial. Gene Ontology annotation, cellular component: membrane. The record is from RefSeq and is a predicted model, not a curated record. The transcript has 4 exons.
AUGGACCUACAACAAACCCCUCCCCAGCAUUUGCUGCACUCAGGACACGAACUUCCGCCCGAGUUUGAAGAUCCUGUGGCAGGACAAGUCAAACUCUCCAGGACUGGUCGAGCUCUCUAUGUGCGUCCUGUAGCUGAGAUCGAUGGCGACGUUGAUCUGUCACGCGAAGAAAACAAUCAUGGUCUCUACUCAGCAUCGCGCACGCCAAUUUUAGGACCUCAGACCAGCAUCGGGCCCGAUGGCAGGCAGACCCAGCACAUCACUUUUCAGGAUAAGACGCGAAUUAAGAGUCGAGAUGGCGAAAAGGCUGGACGAUACCGAGAGACGAGAGCCAUACGGCUUCAUUCAGAGCGCGGCUACACGUUCUGGCGAUUCAAUGUCGAGAUCGAACUCACCAGCCGUCAAAGCCGGGUAGCGUAUCGCGUCAAUAAAGGCCCUGCCAUUGGCUUCUGGGUUCCUGCUCGAGGAGAGACGAUGAACAUCAUGUUCCACUCCUGCAACGGCUUCUCCUACACAGUCGAUAGCAACAAAUUCUCUGGUCCUGACCCGCUAUGGAGAGACGUUCUGAACCGCCACCAAUCGAAGCCCUUCCACGUCAUGAUAGGAGGAGGCGACCAAAUUUACAACGACGCUGCGAUGCAUCAGACUACGCUGUUCAAGGAGUAUUUGCAUAUCAAGAAUCCGCAAGCAAAGCACGAAGCAGAUUUCACAGUCGAGAUGCAGGAUGAGCUUGAGGAGUUUUACUUACAUAGAUAUGCAAUGUGGUUUAGUCAGGGUUUCUUCGGCAUGGCAAACUCACAGAUACCAAUGGUCAAUAUCUGGGACGACCACGACAUCAUUGACGGCUAUGGCAGCUACCCGCAUUCGUUCAUGAGCACCAGAGUAUUCUCUGGUCUGGGCGCCAUCGCAUUCAAGUACUACAUGCUCUUCCAGCACCAGUCUGUUCCUGCAGAAACUGAGCGAGAUGAGCCAUCGUGGUUGCUUGGCACAAGCCCCGGUCCAUACAUACAGGAACGCAGCCGCAGUCUGAUCAUGUCUCUAGGUCGAAAUAUCACCUUUCUGGGACUGGACUGUCGAACCGAGCGUAUGCGAGAUGAGAUUCUGAGCCAAGAGACAUACGACAUAGUCUUCGACCGGCUUCGAGCAGAGCUUGUCAAAGGCGAGACGAAACACCUGGUCGUGCUUCUUGGAGUACCGAUUGCAUACCCGCGGUUGAACUUCCUCGAGAACAUGCUUACGUCUCGAAUGAUGGACCCAAUAAAGGCGAUCGGCAGGACUGGAGCGCUAGGAGGGUUUGUCAACAAGUUUGAUGGCGGUGUAGAGAUUCUCGAUGAUCUGGACGAUCACUGGACCGCCAAGCAUCACAAGCAAGAACGGAACUGGUUCAUCCAGGAAUUACAAGAUCUGGCUGCCGAGAAGAGCGUCCGCGUCACCAUUCUAGGCGGUGAUGUCCACCUUGGUGCUGUUGGCCAGUUCUUCUCAAACCAGAAAUUAGGCAUUGCCAAGGACAAAGACCAUAGGUACAUGCCAAACGUCAUUUCCAGCGCAAUCGUCAACACUCCUCCUCCGACAAUGAUGGCAGAUGUUUUGAACAAGCGCAAUAAGAUCCACCACCUUGACGAGGAAACUGACGAAAACAUGAUUCCGAUGUUCAGCCACGAUGUCGAUGGAAGCAAGCGCAACAAUAACCACCUCUUGCCAAGAAGAAAUUUCUGCAUAAUCAGCGAAUACCUGCCAGGAUCGACUCCACCCGGUACGCCUUUACCCCAGCAUACUCAGGACCAGCGUCCUGCACAGUACUUCGAUGGCCAAGAUGAGGAGAAGCCCAAGGAUCGUCGCUUCCCGCCUGGAAGCAUGAAUCGGACGAUGAGCCUCACUCGCGGCCCUAUGAAUCUGGUCCGUAGGCUGAGCGGCUCCUCUAAGAAAGGACCACCACCAAUCAGCCUUGCUCCAGAUCAGAUACGCCCUGUCAAUGAAGAUGAUCGAAGACCGAGCUCCACUAUACAGCGAGCGAACAGCCUCUCCGCUACAGAUCGUGCCGCCGCGCCCUCGAGUCACUUUUCCGGAAGCUCUCCUCAGAACCCAGAAUUCGAGCGACCGACGUUCAGAAGACGUCCUACCAACUUCUCAGAAAAGGACGCUCGGCGCGCUUCAAAGGCUGCUGGGCACACCGAUGGCACUGUAGACGCUGAUUUCGGCCACAUUGAUCUGGAAGGCGGCCUCGAUAUUUCGCUCUGUAUGGAAGUCAACCAGCACGAUCCUUCCGGCGUUACUGUCCCAUACCGCCUCCUCGUACCUGCCUUGUCAUACCAAGGCUCAGGCGAUCCAAAUCCUGCU